Messenger RNA from Klebsormidium nitens, 3945 nucleotides. The record is from the annotation of a GenBank genome assembly. NCBI's taxonomy places the organism in Eukaryota, Viridiplantae, Streptophyta, Klebsormidiophyceae, Klebsormidiales, Klebsormidiaceae.
AUGGCAUCUUCCGUGAGCAGCGCCCCGCAGUUUAAUACGGCCCGCACGGCGAUCGUAGUGGCAGGCCUUGCCGCAGUGGCGGCAGGCGCCCUUCUCUACUUUCAUUGGAGGCAGACUUACAAGCAACGGGAAAACUCAGGAACUGGCUCAAGGAAAAGGAAAAGGAAGAUGUUUUUGGAAAAGCCGCAGAACAAUUGGAAGGUGAUGCUGGCGGACAACCAGCUGGGGCCCUUUGUGCACCUUAGGAGGCCAGGCCAAGAUCCCUCGGAGCCCCACCCCUACGGCCCCGAGAUUCGCGCUCUUCUCGACAACCCCUCCAAGCUGCUAUUGGCAGCCGCCUCCGCCGAACAUGUCAAAGAGCCGCCUUCCUUGGAGGAAGUGGAGUACGUCUGGGUACAGAGCAGAGAUCAGCUGGAGCAACUAGCUGCGGAGCUUUUGAAGGUGUCUGAGUUUGGAGUGGACACCGAGCAGCACAGCCAGCACUCGUUCCUGGGGUACACCGCACUGCUGCAGAUCUCCACCCGAACUUGCGACUACGUUGUUGACACGCUCGCCCUCCAUGACGUCAUGCACCUGCUGCGCACGCCGUUUUCCUCGCCCCGCAUCACCAAAGUCUUCCAUGGCUCCGACAACGACAUUGUGUGGCUCCAGCGGGACUUCCACAUCUACACCGUCAACGUCUUCGACACGUACCGGGCCGCAAUUGCGCUCGACAAGCCCCAGAAAUCUCUAGCCUUCCUGUUACAGUGCUACUGUGGGGUGACGUCCGAUAAGAGGUUCCAGCGGUCCGACUGGCGCCGCCGGCCGCUCCCCCCGGAACUGUUGGAAUACGCGAGGACGGACGCGCAUUAUCUGGUGUACAUAGCGGAGCGUCUGCGGGCGGAAUUGCUUGAGGGGAAGGCUAGAGAGUCGGCGAGGGGCUCGGUGGUUGAGGUAGAAACAAGAACGGCUAGAGGUUCCGAGGAGGAAACCGCAACUUCGGACGAGGAGACGCCUUUGGAAGGGCCAGUAGGCGGUCUAGGCGCAGAGGCUGACGUAGGCGAGAGGGCUGCUGAAGUGCGCGUUGGCGAAACGAUGUCUGACAUCAGCAAAGCGGGCGAUGACAUCAGCAGGACGGCCGACAAGACCAACCUCAUUGACAAGCCCCGUGCGAUUCGCCUAGAGAAGCUGACCCAGGUGCUGGGCCGCUCGAACGGGCUCUGCUUACAGCUGUACGAAAAGGAGCCCCCCGGCUCUUCCUCGGCGUCGUCCCUCAUCUCCCGCCACUACAGCACGCCCGUCGGCGCGCAGCACGCGCGCGCGCAAAAUCCCGAGGAGGGGCUCCGUUUCCGGGAGUGCGUUCGCGCGCUCUACGACUGGCGCGACAGAACGGCCCGGGCCGAGGACGAGAGUUUGAGAGCGGUUCUGACGGACGCCGCUCUAGUUGCGGUUGCGCUUACGUGCCCAAAAACGCCCUCCGACCUCUUCGAAACGGUCCGGAGGGCCGACCGCCGCGCCGCGAGCAAGCCCGCGCCGCACCCCUUCUUGGAAGUGACCACCUCGCCGUCCCUAGUUCUCGAACGGAAUGCCGCCGCCGUUUGCGAGAUCAUCGCCCGUUUCUCAACCUCCCCUGCCGCCCAACUUUACAAUUUCUUCGACGACGAAGUAAGCGUUUCCGGGGGGGAGCAUCCGGCCAGCGAAGGUACCCGGGGGAUCCCCCCGGGGGGUAAUUCCGGCUACGCGAAAGGCCGCCGGAGCGGCCACGAACCUAGCGGUUGGGCGCGCGUGGAUGACGAAAGCCUGACGAAGAAGGUGCACCCGGCGAAGCAGCACCGGGACCCGGCUGCGGCGCGGGCGCGCUUUGUGAGCAAGUUUGCGUGCAAGAAGACGGUGUACGAGAACUGCAGGAUCUACGCGGGGGACGGGCGACUGCUGUGCUACUGCGACAGGAAGAAGCUCGAUUGGUACGUCCAAAAAGGCCUGGCCGAGUUUUGCGGCGACAACCCGCCCUCCAUAACACUGCGCUUCGAGCCUAAGGGUCGCCCAGAAGACGAGAACAACGAGUUCUACAUCAGCUCCAAGUCGAACCGCUGCGUGGCCUGUGGCGAGACCAGCCACUACCUGCGCUUCCGCCUCGUUCCGUCGUGCUACCGCCAACACUUUCCGGAGCAUCUCAAGAGCCACCGUAGUCACGACAUCGUGCUCCUCUGCGUCGACUGUCACGAGGUCGCGCAUAAGGCCACGGAGCGCCACAAGAAACUAGUGGCGCGGAAGUUCGGCGUUCCCCUUAUUCCGGCCAAGGUCCAGGGGAGCGGAACGGCGGAAGAGGCCGGGAGCGGAACGGAAGGGGUCGAUCCUGACGGGCUCCGGCGGGCGGCGACUGCGCUGAUCAUGCACGGGAGCGUGAUGCCCAAGGAGAGGGUGGCAGAACUAGAGCAGAUUAUGAAAGACUACUACGGCAAGGAGUCGCUAACUCAUCAAGAUCUAAUGGAGGCGCGGCUAAUUGGUAUGGGGCCCAAGGGCCAGCGGCGGGUCUACAAGAAGAAGGGCUCGCGACUGGACGCUCCUUCCGGCCGCUCAGAAACGGAGCCGUCGGAAGAAGAACAAGAAGCGGCGGAAAGUGUCCAGCGGAACGGUUCGAAGGACUCGCUGAAAAACACCGAGGGCGUGGGAUCUGGUGUAGAAGGAGCGGAAAUGGGGGCUUGUGCUGACAUCAUUGGAGAAGAGGGUGAGGAUGGUGAAGGCCAGAGAAGCGGGGAGGAAGCAAGAAGGGAAGGGGCUGCGAACGGGGCCAGAGAGCAUUCCGCUGGUGACGAGGCGAACGGAACGGAAGGAAAUGGAGCGGAGUUUGCUGAGGACUUGGCGGAAGGAAACGGACGGGAAACGGGACGGAAUGGGGCGAUCUGCCCUGGAGACGUGGAGAACGGAAGCGAGGGGGGUGGAGCGGAACGGUCACAAACGGAAGAGGACGCAACGGCGGGAACGGAUCGGGCAGGAAGGGAAGAGGAUGAAGCAGGACACAAUGAGGCGGAAACGGACCCAAAUAGAGCGGAUUCCGCCGGCGACGGAGCGGACGGACUCCCGCACUCCCGGCGGAACGGCAUCAUGAGCCGGCGGCAGCGGCAGCGGAUGCGCGCGGAGCUGUCGGGGGGCGGUCUCGAACUAGGGGCGGGGGAGAAAGCGAGACGGGCGGAGGCGGUGCUGGGGCACGGACAGCACGGAAGGCGGGUGGUGGAGAUUUUGGAGGCGACGGGGGGGGAGGAUACGUUGCGGGAGUUUGUCCAGGAGUGGCGCGCGUGCUUCGUGGAGGCGCUGCGGCCGACGUAUCUGCCCCCUGCCUGGGAUGUUAAGCACAGCGGAAAGCGGGAGUUUGGAGAGUUCAGUGUCUACAAGCCCAAGGAAGGACAAGAGGGAGAGGAUCUCGGCAGUUAAUCAUUCCUACCAAUUCGAAGCAAUAGAAGAGCGGAGAUGUCUGAGCAAGUGUGGGCUUUUCGCACGAAACGAAGAAGCAUCCGCCCUUAUAAAUUCAGACCGAUAUGUCGAAGCACCGUGGGAUUCUGAUUACAUGCAAAUCCUUGAGGCCCGGACCCUAGGCUCACGGGUUUGAGCUCAAAUAAGAGAGGAGGAGACUUGGUGGCAUGAUUUGAUCAAGGGAAUACUGGGCAAGCAAACCGCAUUUGAAUUCUCAGGCUAUCACUUUGCCAUUGACCAAUCUGCUGAGGACGCAACACCAGCGGAAACUUAGGAUGCAUUAAGGAGUUCCUCAACACGUAGCAAGCAGGUUAAUGAGAACUUCCAACAAAGGCAGCUUGUGAUGCAGAAUCCGGAUCGAUCACGGUUUGUAAGAAACCGUCAGGUCGAUCGAAGCAUGCGCUGGCACUGCCGGUGACGUGGGGUAUUGUGUCCCAUGCCAGCUUGUGUCGAGAACGGCCCGGACACCCUACUUUCAAUCCUAUCUCAAUUGCC